AGUAUGAUUUUGGCCAAAGCCACUCCCCAAGAAGAAGCGAGUCCCAAGUCGGGAACCGUUACUCUCCUAGAAGGCUUCAUAAGCGCAGACACGCGAGCCUUGAUCCAGGAGAACGUCUACGUCAUCCUGGGUCACGGACGAUUCCAGCGGAUCGUCCUGGUCACCGCCUUCGUCGCCAACCUUGUGGUGCUGCUGCACUCGUUCGCCUAUUACCUCAUCGGCCGUCCCGUUGACCACUGGUGCCGGCCACCCGACGACCUGCGGCACCUUGGUGUCCAGGGCUGGAAGAACGUCGCGAUACCAGUGCUGGCCGAUGGCAGCUUCAGCAAGUGCACCGUGUACCAACCCCCUCUACCAGAAGACAACCACGACAACCGAAGCACAGUUCCGUGCAAACGGUGGGACUACGACACCGAGACAGACGGCGACAGUAUCGUCAGUAAAUGGGACUUGGUGUGCAAUCGCCGCUGGCUCUACUCCGCCUCCAAAUCCACGUUCGGAUUUGCCCCUAUGUUCUUCGUUCCGAUCGCCGGAAUCGCAGCAGACCGCAUGGGACGCAGACCGGUCUUGUCGGUGUGUGCCGUCUUCACGUUGCUCGGCAGCCUGGUGGCCGCGGCGUCCUCCUCGGUGGGCGUGUUCAUCCUCUCGCGCUUGGUCACUGCUGCCAUGGCCAGCGCGACCUUGAUGAUGGCUUUAACUGUGCUCUACGAAGUGACCGGGAAUCAGCACCGGGCUCCGUAUAUUCUGGCAGCGAGCGGCAUCGCCAUGCUUGUGACGUCUCCGCUGGUGCACGUGCUUUCGGCGCUCAAGCCUAGGUGGGUGCUCUCACAAGCGCUCUUCGUCACUGCCACGGCGAUAAUGGUCUCUUGGUGCUGCUACCUGGACGAGUCACCCGUUUGGCAGAUUGCUGCAUGGAGGCUACGCGCAGCUGAAUUCACCGUACUCCGGGCUGCUCAGUUCAACGGUAUAGAUGCUCACAAGGCCACAGCAACAUUCAAGGCCUUCAAGCAGCAGCUGCUGAAGCGGGACACCAGCACCACGUCGGUUACUGCUGGCACCAUCAGCAUACUCCGUUCGGCUUCCCAUCGCCGGCGCGCAUUGUCUGCCCUCGUAACAUGGUUUAGCUUGAGCUUUGCACAUUAUGCCUCAGACCUGGGUUCCACGCUCGAAGAACUAUGGGUUCUGGCAUCGUUUCUACUUAGGCUGCUCAUUCUCAUCAUAACCUCAUAUGGAAUGAAACAACGAGGCCACCGUGUGACUCUGUCAGGCGUACUCGUUUUCCUCGGCGCCUCAAGCAUACUGCAGAUGGUGUUCUGGAACUGGCCCUUGGCCUUCGCCCUUCCUCUGCCGAGGAUAAUGAUGUCGAGUGCGUCGGCGAUAUCCAUGAGCCUGACCUACGCGUACACCGCAGAGGUGUUCCCCACGACGAUUCGAUGCGUGGGACUUUGCCUAUCGUACUCCGUCGGCCGGCUUGGCGUCCUUCUGGCUGCAUACAUCGAAGACUCCUUACACGAAGAAUAUCUGUUCGUCGUUGGAGCUAUCACAACAGGGCUGGCAUUUGCGUGUGCAGUAGCGAUGCAGUGUCUUCCCGAAGUAUUUGUCGAGAAGAAGCCCGCCGAAGACAGCGCAGUUCUGAGCGAAGACCAGCGCAAGGAAGUGCUUAAAGCAUCUUUGAGACCAACCCCCGAGUCGGAGGGUCCAACCAAGCUAGGCAAGCCGCUCAAGCAGCGCGGCCAAACCAAGCGGAGAACAAGCUCGAAACGCGGUACCAUUACCGAAACUACAGCGGCAGCAUCGCCAACAGCAUCAUGUUCCCCAAAACAAAGCGUCUUAUCUCCUGAGCAAUCCUCACCGAUGCCGAUGUGCAAAACACUAUCGCUGGAUCUCAACAGCAUCUAAUACAUGCUGGCUGAUUGAGAAGCACGUAACACGUAUUUUUUUAUUUCUGUGUUUCUCAGGCUUAGUCAUCUUUAGUUUUCUUUAUAUUUUGCUUUCUUUGAUUAUUAAUUUGAAUACAUUCUGGUCUAUUUCUUUUGUGUGCGGAAUUUAGCUACCUUUGCUUUCUUGUUCUUAGUUGAUGGCAAUUAUGUAGCUAGCAAAUCUGCCUUAAGGCAGAUUUGCUAGCGCAAAUAAUCCUUAUAUCCACCGUAUAGCGUCUGACGCAUGCAACAGAUCCAAAGACACUUUUAUUUACCGUGACUUUUUGACAAUGUAUGCCUAAUUCUCGCCUGCCAUAUGACUGUCAUUUAAUGUUCGCGCUACAAAUGUCAGAUUCUGAGGCUGUUACUUUCUCAGAAAUAUUAGCAUCAAACCUGCAAGGGAGCAGAGCGGUGCUUCUGAGGUAUUUUCUACACUCUUCGAAAAAAUUUUAGUAAGCAGAUGCAGUUGCUGUAUUUUACUACCCAUUACUACUUCGUUACUGCCUGUUUACUACCUUAGAUAAUUCGGAUAGCAGUGAUACCUUUACUAAGCUGUUAAAAGGUUUGAUAGACCGGUUCGCAAAACGUAGUUACUUGGUCAUCAAUGAUUUAUUGGUCUAUGUAGUGACUGUCUUAAAGCGAUGUUUUGAUACACUAUAGUUCUUGUCAUGUUGCAUAAAUAGUCACGUGUUGCGUUAUGGCGCAAUUGUGUGCAGACUGUAGGUGGUACAAAUAUAGGAUAGGAUAGGCAUAAACUGUAUUUGUCCAAUGGUUAUUGCUGUUGGUGCCCGGGGCUAGGCUGCCAGG
Dermacentor silvarum is the source of this 2726-nucleotide messenger RNA. Its product is annotated as solute carrier family 22 member 7-like. The record is from RefSeq and is a predicted model, not a curated record. NCBI's taxonomy places the organism in Eukaryota, Metazoa, Arthropoda, Arachnida, Ixodida, Ixodidae. Gene Ontology annotation, cellular component: membrane. Gene Ontology annotation, molecular function: transmembrane transporter activity. Gene Ontology annotation, biological process: transmembrane transport. The transcript has 2 exons. The coding region runs from base 4 to 1899 and encodes 631 amino acids.